Molecule: messenger RNA, 1174 nt
Organism: Venturia canescens
Lineage: Eukaryota; Metazoa; Arthropoda; Insecta; Hymenoptera; Ichneumonidae
Gene: RpS6
Product: 40S ribosomal protein S6-like
Exons: 4
Coding region: 395-1072 (225 amino acids)
Biological process (GO): translation
Cellular component (GO): ribosome
Molecular function (GO): structural constituent of ribosome
Source: RefSeq, a predicted model, not a curated record
CGUUCCGAGAGAGAAGGUAGAUCUGUGAAAACGUGUUCUUCUUUAUCUGUUGUGCGCACGCUCAAAGUUUAAUGCUACAUCAACCCCAAACAACAAACAACUCGGUGUUGCCAGCAGUUGCUAUAUACACGAUCGUAAGAUGGCUCGCGUGCGCACGGUUCUCGAAACGGCGCUGUCGCCGGUCAUCCGUCUGCUAGCACGAACUAAAAACAUUCAGCAGCACUAUUUACUCUCGCUUUUCUCCGCACUGAGAUUCUGUCACGUUGAGGAUGAAGGUAUUUCUAAAUCCACUUUUUAAAAAUCUACGUACCAAAAGGAUUGUUAGCUCAACGUGUCGCACCCGGCAACGGGAUGUCAAAAACUGUUGGAAAUAGUCGACGAGCACAAACUUCGCAUGUUUUACGAAAAACGGAUGGGUGCUGAAGUCCAAGCCGAUACCCUGGGUGACGAGUGGAAAGGAUAUGUCGUUCGUAUCGCCGGUGGAAAUGACAAGCAAGGUUUCCCUAUGAAACAGGGUGUUCUUACGAAUGGUCGUGUACGGCUCCUUUUAUCCAAGGGUCAUUCGUGCUAUCGACCUCGUCGAACUGGAGAACGGAAGCGAAAGUCUGUUCGUGGAUGCAUUGUGGAUGCCAAUCUGUCUGUUUUGGCACUAAUCAUUAUCAAGAAAGGAGAACAGGAAAUUCCUGGAUUGACCGAUAAAAAUUUACCACGCCGUUUGGGACCAAAGAGAGCCGGACGAAUUCGAAAACUGUUCAACCUAACCAAGGAAGAUGAUCUCCGUGAAUUCGUUGUUAAGCGACCCAUUCAGAAAGAAGGCAAAAAAGAACGGUUGAAGGCACCCAAAAUCCAACGGCUUAUAACACCUUUGGUGCUCCAACGUAAAAGACACAGGAUCGCUCUGAAAAAGAGACUCAAAGUUGCUCACAAAGAACAAGCUGAUGUUUAUGCCAAACUAUUGGCUCGGAGACACAAGGAAGCCAUGGUCAGGCGUCAAGAAGCGUUGAAGAGGAAGCGAAGUGCCUCAAUGCGCAACUCCAAAUCCUCUGGACACUCUGCCCCUGCUACAAAAUAAAACUUGCUUUGUUUAUAGCAAUAAAAAUGCGCUUUCAUGUGUCAGUAUUUUUUCAGUAUUUGUCCUCUUUCAUAUGAAAUGAAUAGAACUUGCGUUGGAUAA